AACACUUUUUAGAGAUGAUAUUGCUGCCGAAACUUGCAUAAAGACCUUUGGAGGCUCUGCUUGUAGCCCUGCAGUCCCACCGUGCUUCUCCUUCCCGGUGUCUGCGAGGAUAGAGGAGGUAGCCUUGCUGAAGACCGCUCUUCCCGUGGCCGGGAUCACUAGGGGGCUCUCUCUGGUUCAGGCAUGGCAAGCAAAGGUUUGUGCUGCUCUGAUGUUACCAGGUUGCCUUGUAGGGUAAGAUGCUCACUUGCUCUGCACCAGGGGAUAGGACCUGCGAGUGCCAGACUCACCAACACAACUUCCUAAGGGAGGAUGUGGAGGCUUCGGAGACGGUGCAGAAGAGGUUCACCAGGAUGCUGCCUGGAUUCGAGGGCCUGUGUUAAGAGGAAAGGUAACUCAGAAUAAUUCCAGAGAUUGGGAAGCCUGUGGAUGGGAGAUCAAACAUGACUACACCAGCUGAGGAAAGUAAACCAGAUAUGGACACUGAGGGGGAAGAGAAAGGUUCAGCGUCCCCAUCUCAGAGCUUUCCUCCACAGUUGCAUGGACGUGUCCGGCCAGGAUUAAGUGAUACCCCGCCCACCUCUACGGUUAUCGUUCAAGUUGCAAAAUCAGUCGAUAUCCUUUCACCUUCUCAACUGACCUCCCCACGGACAAGUUGUCGUCCUCUAUCUGCUCCAUGGGGACUUCUUCAGAAAUCCUCAGCCUGCCAGCAGCGACCGUAUAAGAUCUGUUACGUUCCUCUGGUCAGCAGUACGUCAGACCUCCAAGCAUCGCAGUCAAAGAGAAUGGACCAACCUCGCCUCCAGACUGAAAAAGAACCAUCUCCGGCUCAUUCCUGUCAGACAAGCUCCAGACUAAAACCUGACCGUCAGACCACUGGGCUCCAGCCUCCCCCCUGCACACCCAGGGUACGCCCUUUCUCCAGUUCUCCCGGACCCAAUCCGACUCCGCCAGCCCCCAGGUUCCAAUCUUCUCCCGAAACCACCAUCUUCCAACCUAACCCUGCAGCCCCCAGGCUCCAAUCCCCCCUCCAUACAACUGGGCUCCAACUACCACCCCAAACCUCAGCAUUCCAACCUCCUCCCCAUACCCCUGAGCUCCCCCCUCCCCCCAUUACCCCUGAGCUCCCCCCUCCCCCUCAAACCCACAGGCUCCACCCUACCCCAAAAGCCCUUGGUCUGCAAACCACCCCCCAUAAGCCCAGUCUCCAAUCUCCCCUCCGGCCCUCAGGAUUCCACCUUCUCCCCCUAAGCACGGGGCUCCAACCUUCCUCGUUUACUCUCAGGCUCCAAGUUCCCCACCAAACCUUAGGGCUCCAACCUCCCUCUCAUCUCCCGGAGGUCCAACCUUCCCUGUGCAUCCCUAGGCUCCAACCUUACCCACAGACCCCAGUGCUCCAACUUUCCAGCUGCACCCCUGGGCUCCCCACACCCCGUAACCCUGGGGUCCGACCUCCCCACCAGAGCCCAGAGCUCCAAGCGCUGUUGUAUGGGAAAGAGCUCCACAUAGUCCACCUUCCGGAGAAUGUUCAGCAAGUCAAAGUGAAAGGACAGAGAAAGUAUGUGUGCGAUGAAUGCGGGAGGGACUGCGCAAAGCGCAGUGCCCUUGAGAAGCACGUCCGAUCUCACACCGGAGAGCGCCCCUUCCCGUGUAUAACCUGUGGGAUCUCUUUCAAAACGCAGAGUAACCUGUACAAACACAAUAGGACACAAAGUCAUUUGCACAACUGUCAGCUUUCUGCUGAGUUGGAGAGAAGCAACAAGGCAGAGCUGAGCACUAAUUGCUCAUCAGCAAGCGAGGAGGACAGGUAUCCUUGUGAAGGUGCUGACCAGGAGGCUAAAGGGAAUUGUCACGUUGACCUGCUUAUGGCCAACUCCCGCUGUCAGACGGAGCAGCAGGACUCCAUGGGCAUUGUACAGCAGGAUACAGGUUGGAGCAGGGUCAGUGCCACUGAGAAAAGGGCAGACAAUACAGCAGACGGAGAGAAACAAGACAAUGUCCAGCCGCUACCUGGCCAAACCGGAAACAGGCAUUUGGUUCUACAGAGACAGAAGGCCACUUAUUUUGCCAAACAGUGGGUCCACAGGUCUUCGAGUUCCAGUGUACAAACAAAUGAAAGCACCGACUCGGGGUACUUUUCCCAUUCGGAUAGUCCUGACCAGCCACUGCCGUCGACGGGCUCACUGCAGGGUCUCCAGCGGCAGAGCACAGACACCGAGUCGGAGAGGGGCUCUCAGGCCGGCCAGCAGCUGCCGAGCAUUGGGCAGGGCGUGCCGGGAUCAGCGGUGGACGACGAGGCUGUGCGAGGUGGGCACCGUGCACUGCGCGGGUCACAGGAGCUGGGCGAGUGGAUCUCCAAGCUCAUCUCCGACAACAAGGCCGUGGUUGACGACAAGCACUUGGAAACCGUGCGGCCAAGGAAGACACUUACCUCGAAGCAGGGAAGCAUUGAUUUACCGAUGCCGUACACAUUUAAGGACUCCUUUCACUUUGACAUGAAAUCUGUCCAAGGCAACAAGAGAUCAAGAGUUCCCUCCAGUUUACCAGCAGUCUCUAACCAGUUAACACAGAAGUUCCAUUCCUUACCUGAACAGGUCUCCUUGACUGUUGACUAUUGGCCAGUUGUAAGGAGCAAUUCUGUGCCUCUCAGUAUGGGCGGGUUGGUAUGCAGUAAAAUAGCCAGCAGUUCAAGCUGUCGCCCGCAGGAGUUAGAGGGGAAACCCGCCACUAUGCUGCUUGUCACAAACUCGCAAUCGCACUCAUUGGACUUUGCCCCCUUGCCCCAUCGCACCCUGGUCAGGCAAACUGCUCUGGAGGGCUUGCCAGCAGGUAGUCUCGCUGUAGAGUGGCCUAACCCUGUGGUCAGAAAUAAGAUGUGCGAUUCCAAGGCUGAGCAAAUCCCGAAGCUCAAGUGCAAGUCUUUAGGAAAGGACGAUGGGCAGAAAAAGCUGAAGAAGUUUUCACAUGAGAGGUGGUCGGUGUAUGGAGAGGAAACCUUCCGAAAGAAAUACCAAGAGGCAAAGAGAACCAUGCACUCUGCCAGUCCGCUGGUCCCACCCACACAGCACCCUCACAGUGUCACAGCACCGGACAAGGACACUCCAGCACUCCUCGAGAAACCACCCUCCAACCCCUUGGCAUCAACCUCUGUGCACAAAAUUCCUGUUAAAAAACACCUUUCAGACCCACUUCCCUUCGGGUCAGUGAAGGUCACAACCUUCAACACUCCAGUGUGCCAGGUACAGUUUUCCCAAAGAAAGGUGGACCAACGUUCACCGCAACAGGGAUAUCCGGAUCCCUGCCAUAUCGCUAAAGAGACAAAGACUCCACUAAUCCCAGGUGGUGUGGGGGAAGUGCCUGCAGUGACAUCAAUCUGCUCAGCAGAGACGCUCCAGACAGGUGAAGAUACCGGCAAGUUGACUGCAUCCUCCACAGCUCGAGAAACCGCUGGGGACACAGGGAAGAAACUUCCCCUCCAUCAACAAUCACCCACAGCGAGCAGCCACAAAGAAAGCAAUGCUACACGACCAAUACAAAGACGCUUCUCGCACCCAAAGCUGGUGAGGCAGCUCAGCGUCCUUGUUCCAGAGAGUAAAACCAUACAAGAGGCAAGAGGUCAACGAGAGAGCAAGCCUAAUGAAGUGAGUUUGCAACAAGGUGAAAGUGGUAUCUCAGAGUUUCCAUCAGGACGACCUCCCAGGAAGAAACAAAGGCUGAAGUUAGCUGGCAUUGGACAGCUGGCUGAGAGACCACAGUCUGGCUGUGGUUUGACAGCUGGGGCUGCUCUUGGUGAGUCACUUCAACCAGGCAGUGUCUUCAUCCCAGACACUGGGCAUGAGCGGUGUCAAACAACCAAGUGCACAAAGUGGAAGGAAGGAAGCUCUGCUGAACAAUCUUUGCCGUCAACUGCAUCUGGUAGUUUUACUGCCCCUGACCCCACACCUCCUCACUGCGCUCGGUCUUUGCCAGUGCAAGAGGCAGCAACUUCUACCUCCCCCUCUCUUCAUUUUCAGUCACUUUCAGAGAGCAAGAGAGAAGUAAUUAGUCAAGGGGGGUUCCCGACACUGCUACAAGCAGCUGCAAACGAGGUCAACCACACUGGUAAGAACUUGCACACAGGACCAAGCACGGGCCAAUGGGCAGCAAUCGUGUCUCCCCAAGUGAGAGCUCUCCACUUGCAAAAACAAGAUUUUCUUCCAAAAUACCAGCUCAAAUGGACAAAGAAAGAACCGAGCGUACCAAGCCGCCCACCAUCCUGACCCAGAAAUACAUUGGCUGUCCUUUGUCAUCAGUGGGCUUCAAUCCUGGAACCCCUUCCCAGGUAGCACCAUGGAAGUGCCUUCACCUGAAGGGCUGCAGUGACUCACCACCACCUGCUCAAGGACAAUUAGACUGGGCGGUGAAUGCUGGCCUCGCCACCGAUGCCCAGGUCCUCAACAGUGAAUAAACGAAAAGAGAAGAGCUCUUCGUUGACUGCAGGAGCUGCAGCUGAUGAGAGGGCAACCACACUUCCCAAAGCUCUGUGUCUGAGAUGUCCCAAUAAUGACCAGCAAUGCUGCAACAACAAACGGGACUAUUGUCUGCUUCUUACACAUCAACCAGUGGGGUGUGGUGAACCGAGGUCUGUGGGAUACUUAGAUGUGAGUCACCAUCAGGAAAUAAACCAUUUCCACCAAAUAGUUAAUGAAAUAAAUAACCUCAGCGGCCUUUUGGACUCCAUUCUGCGUAUACGUCUCUGGUGGGACGUCGGUCAACAGGUGGCAGAUUGGCUCUGGUUAGUGUUGUUACUAAUUCAUUGGUGAGCAGACGCCAACAAGCUGAUGGCAAUGUCAAAAGAAAUGGAGAGCCUGAGUAUAAGUGGAGAGUGCCACAGAGAGUUAGGUCUCAUCAGCGGAUGUCACUUAGGAAAUGGAGCAGUUCUAUCUCACCUCAGAAUCAAGGCUUGGCUGCGAUGGACUUAGAACAUUCCUCCUUCCCAAGGAUGAAGGCUCAGUCUGAGCCCCUGUAGUGUUAACUAGGAAACACCAUGCUCCUACAUUCUCUGGAGAAAAGCAAGGUCACUGCGGUCCGGGACAUGGGGCGUUGAUGAAGAAAUAUCUGAUGCACCACACCUGACACUGAAGGACACUUUUGCUUGCAGAGGCCACAGCAGAAAGGCUGUGACAUUUGUGUUCAAUCAACUGGACGUGGACAACUAUUUUAUUGACAAAAGGAUAACCAAGCUCACCGAUAAUAGGCCACGUGUUCAAAACGGUGGGGGUGAGAGAAACUCGGAAUGCUUGCUUGAAAUCUAGAUCACUGGAAAACAAAGAUGGAGUCUGCUGAAGUGUCCCCUUCCUGUCUUCAACUGCCACUGUUGAUGAAACUGAAUCAGAACUGUCAGGUAUGGCAGAGUCAGAGAAAAUUAAUUUCACUUCACUUAGAGCCAGUUUGGAAGAUGACAUUCCAGUGCAUCCUGAAAGUGUUGGAUCAUCCAGCCAUUGUGGUUGAGGCAGGAACCCUUCCCUUUCUUUGAAAGGACUUUCAGGAGGAGACCUAACCUGAGAAUGAAAGGAUUCUCGAUUCAAAAACCGGGCAGGAAGUGAACUUCAUGGAAGGUGAGAGUAUGGAUAAGGAAACAGUUUGUCAUCCAGAGGGUGGUGAAGUUCUGGAGCUCACGGCAUGAAAGGGUGGUACAGUGAGAAACUCUCACCACGCCUGAACUUGAAAAGCCGUGACCUGCAUGUCUACAGUUCCAGAGCUGGAAGGUGGGAUUAGGGUGUUGAGCUCUCUUUCAACUAACAUGAACAUAAUGGGUGGAGUAGUCCCCUCCUAAGGGGUAAAUCUUCUCAGAUUCAAUGACUCUCUUUGGGAGAGAUUUGUCCAAACGUUAGCACAGAAUCUCCGGCUUUGUCAGAGUGUACAGGCAAAGUUUAUCCAUCCUUUGGUUCAUCCACUUUGCAGGUGGUCAGACUUCUGCGCUGGCUGUGCUCUGGACGAAGUUUCAUUUGUGAAUGAGAGAGGAAAAUCUCAGCGUUCUGAGGAAAAGUCAAUGACCCAGAACAUUAACACUGUUUCUCGUUCCACAGUAUUUCCAGCCUUUUCUGGUUUUAUUUCAGUCUUGGAGAGUUGAUUACAAAAAUCUCAGAGAUGCAGGCAGACUCUUCAAAUUAACACAGAGGCUUUCAUCUGUGGGCCAGAACUGUGAUAUAUCCUGGGGACCACACAUCACAAGUAUGCGCAAGUUCCCUCUGCUCAGAGCAGCAGUUUAUUCCUCCAACAUUAAGACAGUGCUAUUACAUUUCUCCCUCUGUAAUGAAAAGUUACAAAUCAUUAUUUGUCUGCAUAAACGUGCAAUUAUUAUACUGUUACUUUCGAUAAUGAUGGUCCACAAUGUGGUGCCUGGAGAGUAAAAAUUAUUUCUCAAUGAGACACAAAGCACAAGGGUGCAUGAUGCUCAGCAUGGAUAUAUUGGGCCUGUUUCUGUGCUGUGUGUCUCUAUGACAAUGAAUUGUAUUCUUAAAUAAUGUUCUUUAUAAACUCAGACAAACAGAAAUAUGGCAAGUAUUGUUAUUGCUUUCACAAGUUAGGUUUAGUCACUGCUUUCGUGAUUCUAAAACCUCUCUCAACCAAAACUUCCAGACCUCAUGGAAGGAGAUGGUCUUGUUCUGGAAUGACUCUUCAGCAGGGCCAACUCUGACCUGUAUCGGGAGCUACACCUUCAGGCAUGUGUAUUGUGGAGGGUCGUGGCUGACACAUGACAGCACUGCCCACUACCUGGUCCGGAAGACACACCACUGCAAAUCAAGGUUUGGCCCUGCCCCACCCAUCAGCGCACACCUGACCAUUGGCCCCUUUAAGUACCUUUGUACUUGGCCUUGGGCCAUUCACCUUUGUAAUUGAUUAGUCCUUGCUGGCACCGGGCCAUUGGCCCCCUGUAAAUUACCGGGUCUGGACCCUCCAGCCCUCCAGCACCAUAAAGGGCGCCGCACGUGCUCGGCUCUUUCUCUUUGCAAUCUUCGAGGGAUCACCCUGCUUCACUCCAGGCCGAGUACCAUGGAACGGCGCUGGAGAAAUCGUUGGUGAGGUGUGCACUUAUAAAGGGUUGGGAGCAUUUUAGUUAGUGUCCCUAGUAGCAUAGAUCCGCACCUGCACUGAGUCAAGGGAUGGCGGGUAUCGUAUUGUUUUUCCCUGAUUGUAUAUACCUAGUUCGUUUUGUGUGUGUGUGUGUGUGUGUGUGUGUGUGUGUGUGUGUGUGUGUUUUAUCCCCGGUGCGAUUUUCCCACGCUUGCUAUAAACUGUGCGCGUGUGUGUGUUAUUCCUGUCACCAAUUUCCCACACUCGUCUUUUGUAAA
Molecule: messenger RNA, 7334 nt
Organism: Pristis pectinata (smalltooth sawfish)
Lineage: Eukaryota; Metazoa; Chordata; Chondrichthyes; Rhinopristiformes; Pristidae
Gene: znf831
Product: zinc finger protein 831
Exons: 4
Coding region: 444-4259 (1271 amino acids)
Source: RefSeq, a predicted model, not a curated record